AUGACCUGUGCCUCAAGUAUUGCCAAUGAUCCACCUGAGAAUUUAGCCAAUGAGACCAGAGACAGUUCAGUUCUGCCCUCUGUGACAACCAAGUCUGACAAGAAGUUUGAGACAGUUCAGACAAAUAGUAAUGUACCUCAGCCACCUGGGACAAAUCAGUUUCCUAGUGGUUCCAGUUCUUCCAUGGUGACCAGCGGCACUAAUUCUCCCACUGUGGGACCGACUCUGUCCACAGGUAGCUCAUCUCAGACCACUGUGACAAUUCAGCCUCCUGGUGGUGCCAAUUCUCCUGCCCCGGGACAGACUCCAUCCACCGGUGGUUCAUCUCAGCCCUCUGUGACAACUCAGUCUCCUGGUGGUGCCAACUCUCCUGCCCCGGGACAGACUCCAUCCACAGGUGGUUCAUCUCAGCCCUCUGUGACAACUCAGUCUCCUGGUGGUGCCAACUCUCCUGCCCCGGGACAGACUCCAUCCACAGGUGGUUCUUCUCAGCCCUCUGUGACAACUCAGCCUCCUGGUGGUGCCAACUCUCCUGCCCCGGGACAGACUCCAUCCACCGGUGGUUCUUCUCAGCCCUCUGUGACAACUCAGCCUCCUGGUGGUGCCAACUCUCCUGCCCCGGGACAGACUCCAUCCACAGGUGGUUCUUCUCAGCCCUCUGUGACAACUCAGCCUCCUGGUGGUGCCAACUCUCCUGCCCCGGGACAGACUCCAUCCACCGGUGGUUCUUCUCAGCCCUCUGUGACAACUCAGCCUCCUGGAGGUGCCAACUCUCCUGCCCCGGGACAGACUCCAUCCACCGGUGGUUCUUCUCAGCCCUCUGUGACAACUCAGCCUCCUGGUGGUGCCAACUCUCCUGCCCCGGGACAGACUCCAUCCACCGGUGGUUCAUCUCAGCCCUCUGUGACAACUCAGCCUCCUGGUGGUGCCAACUCUCCUGCCCCGGGACAGACUCCAUCCACCGGUGGUUCAUCUCAGCCCUCUGUGACAACUCAGCCUCCUGGUGGUGCCAACUCUUCUACAGUGACUAGCACAGGUCCCAGUGAUCCCUGCAGCUCUGAACCCUGUAAAGAACCUGCUUCUUGUAUCAAGCUGCACAACAGCCGCUUCUGCUUGUGUUUAGAAGGCUAUUACUACAAUGAGACUGAGUCGCCAUCAUGUGUGAAAGGAAAGACAUUCCCUGGAGAGAUUACCAUGAACCCACGAGAAACAGAUGGGCUGGAAGAUAAAAACUCUGCGAACUAUCAAAACUUAUACAAAGAAGUUGUCAAUUUUUUUGCAGAAACAUUCAAUAAGACUGACUAUGGACAGACUGUAAUUCUUAAAGUGAGGUGUGGCAUGGCCAAGGAACACAGAGGCAAGUGGGGGUCCAUGGAGAAGAACACAUCCCAGGCCUUCACUCGCCUGCCAUUGGAGGCCACGUGCCAGAAUGGCAAUUGGUCUCCAUAUGUGGUCUACAGCUGUGGAGAUAGGACGCACAACCUCUUCAAGGUCAGCAAGAUCUGUAUCACCGGUCUCUGUUUCAGUAGUCAAAAUUUGUGUGACUACUAUGGUUGUGUGAACAAUAGCGGCAGUGGUUGCCAGGAUGGUUUAGGAUGCACAUGCAAACCUGGGCUGGACAGGCUGAAUCCGCAGGUUCCUUUUUGUGUUGCUGCUGCCACGAGCUCUGAGUCCUGCUCUGAGUCCUGCAAUGCAGAGGGCAAGGAGCAAUGUGUAAAGUCGAAUAGCGGACAAAUGGAGUGUGUGUGCCUGCCGGGCUACCAGAGGGCAAGCGGGAACGGGAAUUGUGAAGAGUGUCCCUUUGGCUACAGCGGGGUGGACUGCAAAGACCAAUUUCAGCUGAUCCUCACCAUUGUGGGCACCGUGGGUGGAGCCCUCAUCCUCAUCUUGCUGAUUUCUUUUAUCGUCACCGUGAGGUCGAAGAACAAGAAGAAGAAUGUAGAAGAGCAGAAGCUGAUUGAGGACGACUUUCACAACGUACGACUGAGGCAAACCGGCUUCUCCAACUAUGGAGCAGACAACAGCAUCUUCCCCAAAGUCAGAACAGGAGUUCAGAAUCAGACCACUAAUCCCUACGCAAACCAGCGAAGCAUGCCCCGCCCUGACUACUAGAAUGAUAAGAAUUUGGAACCCUUCCCUAGCCCAGCCCACACAAGCUGCAAUCUUAAAGACAAGGAGAAAUGGGCAGAGACAAAGUUUGACCUCCAGCAAUCCUCUGCACUGGUUGCCAACCCCUCUGGGUGAGGACCUGCAUGAAGAACACAGCUUGCUGAAGACACACCCAUCAAAUUAAAUGUACAUAGAUACUAUGAGCCUUUGUAAGAGUUGAUUUUCUCCAGUUAGUACGGAAUGCUACUGUGGUGGGGGCUGGCAUGGGGCUUCUCUUUCCUGGUGGGCCAACCAUUAGCAUUUCCAAUCUAGAGGGAGGGAGCACCCUUGUAGCUCAUCCCUGAGCAGUGCCUCCCCUGUGCUCUGGACUCUGGCCACCCUUGAACAGCCAGCUGCUUGUGAUAGGGCCUCACCUCAAGAACACAGGCAAGAGACAGAAGGAUGACCUGCUUUCUCAGGAGGACCAUGGAGACCCAGGUCCCUUCAGAUGAGAAUAAGAAGGCUUGGACUAGCUCUGUCCUCUGUGGGGACACUCAAGUCUUUCAGAUGUUAGUUGGUAGGAAAAGCAGGGAGGAAAACCAUGAGCAUAGGAAGUAGAGGGAGGCCAAGGAAGCUCUGCUAGGAGGCUGAGGGAGGGAGAAGGUAGCAGGUGGCAUCUUCUCCCUUGAUGAGGUCCCCCUCAGGCAGCUAAUGGGUACUCUGAGGUGCUGCCGCCCCUAAGACAUAGAUCACGGGAAAGCCAUAAAAAGCAGCAGUCAGUGUGAAGCCCUGUGACAGACACCACAGGCCUCUGUCUGGAACUCUGUCAGAGGGGCCAGGUGUCCGCUCAGUGAUGCUUCACUGGGCCUCAGCCUGCUCCAUGAUGGAGGCUUAGCAGUGGCCACCAACACACGCAUAUGUGCACACAUACACAGAGGAUACAUCCAUCCAUCCUGUGUCUUUUUAAAUGUUCAUUGUGCCCUUGUGUCUCUCUGAUGUCCAGUCCUCUCUAAAGGUAUUUUUAUUUGUUAUUAUAUGUCUUGGACUAUUCACUAUGGAAAGCAAUGAUGUAAUAAAAUGUCUUUGGUAGAUAGUGUUA
Messenger RNA from Apodemus sylvaticus (European woodmouse), 3187 nucleotides. RefSeq names its product mucin-13-like. The transcript has 13 exons. Bases 1 to 2112 code for a protein of 703 amino acids. Lineage: Eukaryota; Metazoa; Chordata; Mammalia; Rodentia; Muridae. The record is from RefSeq and is a predicted model, not a curated record.